AUGUCCAUGCGCGACCGCCGCACCGCCGCCGCCAUGUCCCCGUCGCUCCGCCUCCUCGGCUUCCUCACCCAGCCCGAUCGUGCCGCCGACGUACAGGAGCUGGAGCUCGACGAGCACGACGUGGUCUGGUCGUCGUCGUCGCCCACCUCCUACUCCCCGUCCUCCUCCAUCUCCACCGCCUCCUCGCCGUCGCCCACGCCGUCCCCGUACAGCAACGGCCAGCGCUGGCCCCUCUCCUCCUCCCGCGCGUUCCCCUCCGGCGGCGCCGGCCUGUCCGCGCUCAUCGCCGACGAGGACAACCACUCACCCACCGCGGCCAUCCCGGCCGCGGCCCGGCGGGAGAAGCAGCGCCACCCGCAGCCGUUCCACCAGUCCGCGCCGGUCGCCGUGCCCGCCUGGUCCAGGGCGACGGCCGACAGGCGGCGCCGGGAGGCGGAGCAGGAGGCCGCGGACGAGGAGGACGGAGACGACAACGACGACGAGCCCGUGGUGCCACCGCACGAGAUGGCCGCGCGCCGCGCCGCGGCGGCGGCGUCGGUCAUGGAGGGCGCCGGGCGGACGCUCAAGGGCCGCGACCUCCGCCGCAUGCGCAACGCCGUGUGGCGCACCACCGGCUUCCUCGACCUGUGAAGAAGGAAGGAUGCCCCGCCCGGCCUGCCCUUUGGAGGUUUCUCUCGAGUCUCGAUCGCUGCAUGCCCACGUCACUCCAACCGGCGGUGCAUUUCGUUAUGG
Messenger RNA from Lolium rigidum, 732 nucleotides. RefSeq lists its product as uncharacterized. The record is from RefSeq and is a predicted model, not a curated record. NCBI's taxonomy places the organism in Eukaryota, Viridiplantae, Streptophyta, Magnoliopsida, Poales, Poaceae. The transcript has a single exon. Bases 1 to 630 code for a protein of 209 amino acids.